UUUAAAAGUAGUCGAAGUUCAAAUGUGCUCCACGACAUUGUUCAAAAGCAUCUUUGACAGAAUCAUCUUUAUCCUCGGUGCUCCAGUCGACCAAUCACUUUUAAGCCCCUCCUCCUCAUAUUCACGUACUGUCAGAGCUCUUGCUCUCUUUUCCUUCUACUACAUAUCUAAAAAGGCAAAGACGCUCAUACGCUUCUCACUCCCACGUCUGCAAACCUCCAGCUGUGGUGCGGCUCCUCCUCUUCUCUGCAAAUCAUCUCUCAAAGCUAGCUACCAUGGUUACCCAUAAGGAGUUCGAAAGCGCAGGAAAGCAGCCGGGGCUGCAGGUGUGGCGUGUCGAGAACAUGGAUCUGAAGCCUGUGCCAAAAACCCUGCAUGGCUGCUUUUACAGUGGGGACGCUUACCUGCUGCUCUUCACCACCUCAGCUCCAUCCUAUUACAUACACAUGUGGUUGGGUCAGGAGUGUUCCAAUGAUGAGAGUGGAGCAGCCGCUAUCUUUGCCACACAGCUGGAUGACUUUCUUGGUGGUGGGCCGGUCCAGUUCAGAGAGGUGCAGAACAAUGAAUCCAAUACGUUCCUGGGGUACUUCAAGUCAGGCAUCAAGUAUCAGAAAGGGGGCGUGGCCUCAGGUUUCAAUCACGUUGUGACGAAUGACAUGAAUGUGAAGCGUCUGCUUCACGUCAAGGGUCGCAGAGUCAUUAGAGCGACAGAAGUGGACAUGUCCUGGUCCAGCUUCAACAAAGGGGACUGCUUCAUCAUCGACUUGGGAAAGGAUGUAUAUCAGUGGUGCGGCAGUGAGUGUAACCGCUUUGAGCGGCUGAAGGCUUCUCAGGUCACAAUUGAUAUCAGAGACAAUGAGAGAAACGGCCGAGCAAAAGUGCACAUGGUGGAGGAGGGAGACGAGCCGGCUGCUGUCAUCGAGGCUUUGGGGCCCAAAACCACCAUUGCACCCAGUACUCCUGAUGAUGAGAAGGUGGACUCUUCCAACAGAAAGAAGGGUGCCCUCUACAUGAUCUCAGAUGCUUCUGGCUCCAUGAAGGUGACGUCUGUGGCUUCGUCUAGCCCUUUCAAGCAGGCCAUGCUGUCUCCCGAGGAGUGCUACAUCCUGGACAAUGGGGUGGACAAGAACAUCUUCGUUUGGAAAGGUCCGAAAGCCAAUGUAUCAGAGCGUCAAAAAGCCAUGUCGGCAGGACAGGAGUUCAUCAAGGACAAGGGAUACAGCAGCAAAACGCAGGUACUCCCUGCGGGAGGUGAGACGACUCUGUUCAAGCAGUUUUUCAGUGACUGGAAGGACAAGGAUGAGACGACAGGCCCGUCUAAGGCCUACAGCAUCGGCCGCAUAGCCAAAGUGGAACAAAUUCCCUUCGAUGCCUCCAGCCUGCACUCUAACAAAGCCAUGGCAGCACAGCAUGGAAUGGUAGACGAUGGCAAGGGCAAGAUCCAGAUCUGGCGUGUUGAGAACGGUGAAAAGGUGCCAGUGGACCCUUCCACGUACGGUCACUUCUAUGGCGGAGACUGCUACCUCAUCCUCUACAGCUACAGCAUGGGAAGCCGGGAAAAACACAUAAUUUACACCUGGCAGGGGCUGAAGUGCACCCAAGAUGAGCUGGCAGCCUCAGCGUUCCUCACAGUGAAGCUGGAUGACUCAAUGGGAGGAUCCCCAGUUCAGGUGAGAGUGACUCAAGGCCAGGAACCUUCCCACCUGAUGAGCCUCUUCCAGGCCAAGCCCAUGAUCAUCCACAGUGGAGGAACAUCACGCAAAAGUGGGCAGUCGCAGGCCGGCAGCACACGCCUCUUCCACAUCCGCCAGAGCUCCUCCCGCGCCACCCGAGCUGUGGAGGUUGAGGUCUCUGCGUCCAACCUGAACACCAACGAUGUGUUUGUGCUGAAAACCCCAAAGUCCCUGUUUGUGUGGCGGGGCGUGGGGGCCAGCGAUGAGGAGAUGGGGGCAGCCAAGCAUGUUGAGUACCAGACCUCAAAGAGCCUGCAGAACAUGGUCAAACCCCCUCGUCUGUUUGGCUGCUCCAACAAAACCGGACGACUAAUUGUAGAGGAGGUACCAGGAGACUUCACACAGUCAGAUCUGGCCACAGAUGAUGUCAUGAUCCUGGACACCUGGGAUCAGCUCUUCAUUUGGAUUGGCAACGAUGCUAAUGCAGAGGAGAAGAACGGAGCUCCAAAAAUAGCUAAAGAGUAUGUGGACUCUGACCCGUCUGGCCGCAAAGGACUGCCCAUCACAACCAUUAAACAGGGGGCAGAGCCUCCAACAUUCACUGGCUGGUUCCAGGCUUGGGAUCCCAAGAUGUGGGAGACAGAUCCAUUGGAAAGAAUCCGUGCCCGUUUUUAAAAAAAAACUCAUGCCCUAUAGAUCCUCCUUUCAUUCUCACUUUUGACCAAUCCAACAUUCCAUGGUCCUGAAUUUUCUGCUUAAGUCCAGUCCCUAAGUGCCAAUAACAAACGUAUCGCAGUUAUCAGGUGAAAUAGCUACCACUAUGCCUUGAAUUAGAUGUCAUAAAUAAGAAUGCAUCACAGCUGUAGUCUUGAAUGUCUUAUCGAUCUUUUGCAUCCAGCAUUUGUUGCCUUCGUAUCUUCAGGAAAUAUUAACCGAAGAGCUAGGUUUAAACAGCCUGAAUCUUUCUCUGCUUGCUUUCCUUGCUUUGGCAGAUCUGCGUUAAAAAUACAUCACUGUACUUUCUUUAUGUCCCAAAGUCUUUUCUUAUUGUACCAGCUCAUCCACCUUUAUCCCGUGUGUCUGUAUGGGUCAUGUUACAUCAUCAGUGGUGGAAGGAGGUACCAGCCCCUUUCCAAAAGUUGCAUGCUGGACAUUUUUUCAUCUUCUGUGCUUGUGAAUAAAAAAAAAGAUUGGUUUGUAAA
Menidia menidia (Atlantic silverside) is the source of this 2875-nucleotide messenger RNA. The record is from the annotation of a GenBank genome assembly. Lineage: Eukaryota; Metazoa; Chordata; Actinopteri; Atheriniformes; Atherinopsidae.